AUGGGCGGUGGUCGUGGCGGCGGUGUGGCCGCAGAGGCGCGCGCGCAGGCGUCGUCGACGGUGCUGCUGCUGGUGCUGUGCCUGCUGUGGUACCUGUCGUCUGCGCUGUCUUCCAAUACCAGCAAAGGGAUGCUUUCACGGCGAAAGACGCCGGACGGGCCGCUGCCCGCCGUGUUUCCCUACCCCGUCACUUUGACGUUGAUCCAGUUUGUGUUUGUCAAUCUGUACUGUUAUCUCGGCACGCGGCGCGAUCUUCUCGGUGACUAUACACUGGCGAAGCGCCUCGUGCGCAUGACCGGAUCCCAGCUCAAAGAGGUCGGGCAGAUUAGCGUGUUUAACGUGGUGGGCCACGCGCUGAGUUCGCUCGCGAUUAGCCGCGUGCCGGUGAGCAUGGUGCAUACGAUCAAGGCGCUCUCGCCGCUGUUUACGGUGGUGUCGUACGCCUACCUCUUCAACGUAUCCUACUCGAUGCGGACGUACGUCUCGCUGCUGCCGCUCAUGCUGGGCGUGAUCCUCGCGUGCAGCACGCUGUCUACCAGCACGGACGACGUGGUGGGCUUUGCCGCGGCGCUCGGCAGCACAUUCAUCUUUGUCGCGCAAAAUAUCUACUCGAAAAAGCUGCUCAAGCCCGCGACAAGCGUCUCGACAGCCGCGCCGGAAAAGAUGGACAAAAUCAACAUCCUUUUCUACUCGAGCGCGUGCUCGGUCGUGCUCAUGCUGCCGAUGUGCUUUUACUAUGAUCUCCCCCGCAUGACCGCGCCGACCGCGCCGCCGAUCGGCGGCCGCGCGCUCUACCUGCUUUUUGCCAAUGGCGGGACGCACUUUGCGCAGAAUCUGCUCGCGUUCCAGGUCCUGGCGCACGUCUCGCCGGUGACGUACAGCAUCGCGAACCUGUUCAAGCGCGUAUUUGUCAUCCUCCUCGCCAUCGUCUGGUUCGGACAGCAGGUCACGACCGUGCAGUGGAUCGGCAUUACCCUCACCUUCUUGGGCCUGUACCUCUACAACCAGUGCAAGAACGACGGGCAGGCGGUACGCAGCGCUCAAGAGUCCGAGUCGCUCCCGAUGCACCAGCGCAGCGCGCCGCCACCCCUCGAAGAGGUACGCACGCCCAAGGGACCGCGCGCACGCCCGCGGCCCGCGAACCUCGCCCACGCGGUCGCCACGCCGCUCUUCUCCCUCCCGCCGCAGUAG
Molecule: messenger RNA, 1191 nt
Organism: Malassezia japonica
Lineage: Eukaryota; Fungi; Basidiomycota; Malasseziomycetes; Malasseziales; Malasseziaceae
Exons: 1
Coding region: 1-1191 (396 amino acids)
Biological process (GO): phosphoenolpyruvate transmembrane import into Golgi lumen
Cellular component (GO): endoplasmic reticulum; Golgi apparatus
Molecular function (GO): antiporter activity; phosphoenolpyruvate transmembrane transporter activity
Source: RefSeq, a predicted model, not a curated record